GCACCCUGGAAGGAAGUUUGCAUUGUCAGCCUUUCGAGCUGCUGCUGGGAGAGGGAACAAAACGUCUUGAUAUACAUUUUUAACAUUUGUCUACUUUUUUUUUUUCGUUGUAUAAAAAUGAAUUGCCUUCCCACCGGAUUCAUCCUAAAAAGGGCAUUAUUUCCCUUAUUGCUCACCUUUCCAUUGAUCUAUGGAACGCCGUCCCGGUAUAACCAGGGGUAUAACAUGUUCCAGGGAAGCGCAUACUCUGGCUCAGAACAAAGACAGAGGAAUAAAAACUGGUGCGCAUACGUUGUGCACAAGAACGUGAGCUGUGCGGUCGUUGGAGGCACGGAGAGCUUUGUGCUGCCGGAGUCCGCGCCAUGCCCGAAACAUCAGCCCAACUGCGCGCAACAAGUGAUGUAUCGGACCCAAUUCCGCCCCAUGUAUAAGGUUAGCUAUAAGCUGGUGACCGAGCUGGAGUGGAGGUGCUGUCCAGGGCACCAGGGUCAUGACUGCAAAGACCUGAAAGGCAUCCCAUCCCAUCAGACAGUGCUGGGGCCUCGGCCCACCCUGCCGCCUGCCCCUGGUCACGUCCCAGAGACACAGGGUCCGGGGCAGCAGGCAUGGGGUCAGAGUGGCCACCCCUGGGGGGCAGGGAGGCAGCCAGGAGGUCAGACAGGCCAAGGGCCGGUGGGGGGCCAGGGAGGGAAACAGACAACACAGCCGCUGGAGGAGGAGGUACAGCGUCUGUCCCAGCAGGUUCUAGACAUGCAGGCAGCCAUGACCAGCCUGUCAGCCAACCUGAGAGUGGACCUGCAGGAGGACGCCAGCAAGAUGCUGGUCACGCUGCUCAACAUCUUGCAGCAGCCAGACAGCGUGCGUGGGGAGCAGCAGAGCAUGCUGCUGCAGGGUCUUUCCCUGGAAAAGGAGUACAACACGGUGGACAUGGACAAGUUCACGAGCAAGAUCAACCACCUCACCGACACCAUUAACACCAAGAGCAAGGUACUGGACGACCUCCAGGUCAGAGUCAACCACUAUGACGGACAGCUCCGCCUGCUAAUGGAGGCCAGCCCGGCCACACCCCCUCCCGCUCCUCCGGCCAAUGAUGCGACACUGCGCGCCUACGUGGACACAAAGUUCCACGCCCUGAAGAACGAGAUGAUGGAGGGCAUGGAGAUCAAGAUGGCGGACCUGAAGAACUCUUGUGACUAUAAGAUGCUGUCGGUGCAGGAGCAGUGUGAGGGCCAGGAGAACAGCUACCUUAGCCUGACCGAGCUCCUCGAGUCCAAAGAGAUGGACCUCCGCAAGGAGAUCCAGGACCUCAAGAACCAGCUGCCUAAUUCACAGAGGGAAGACGGAACCUCUUCAGGGGUGGAGGAGCUGCGGAAGGAGCUGUUCCGGGUCACUGAGGCCCAGCUGAGCCUCCAGUCCAGCCUAGAGAAGAAGUCCAAGCCUGACCCACUCCUGCCCCGUGUGGAAGAGCUGGAGGCCCGUCAGAACAGUUCGGAGAGGAGUGUGGAGGUGCACAGCCUCUUCCUGGAGGAGAAGCUGAGGAGAGAGGGGGCGGAGGGGGCCGCAGACCUGAAGAAGGCUAUGGAGGACAGGAUGAGCUCCAUGGAGGACCAAGUCACCACUCUACUGGUGGAGAUAAGCAGCCCCGUAUCUGGGGCUCAGACUGGGCUAGAGGCACUGCAGAGUGAGGUGGCCUCUCACAAAACCAGUGUUCAGGCUCUGGAGGACAGACUAAAUGCCCUAGAACAUCUGUGCUCUACGGAGUGCAAGUCUGACCAUCCGGCCAUAGAGAGCAUUCAACAGAACCUCCAGGUCUACAGAACCAGCCUGGACACAAUGGAGUCUAGCAUCAAUGAGCACUCAGCUAGUCUUGGAGACAUGGAAGAUUUUGUCCAAGGGCAGCUCCUGAACCAUACUGCCAGUCUUACAGAUGUGCAGGAAGAGCUGGGAGCUCUUAAAGGACGUAUGGGAGGACAGGAGGGCUCUCUGUCAGCCUUGGGUCUCUCUCUCAGCCAGCAGUCCCUGGAGCUCCAGGGGCAGCUUCUGAACCACAGUGCCAGUCUUAUAGGCGUGGAAGAAGCGCUAGGAGCUCUUAGUGGACGUAUGGGAGAGCAGGAGGGCUCUCUGUCGGCCCUGGGUCUCUCUCUCAGCCAGCAGUCCCUGCAGCUCCAGCAACUGAACACCUGUUGCCUAAGAAGUGCAGGGCCGGCCCAUGAGGCCAGGGACCUGCUAGAGCUCCACCUGGCCCAGAGAGAGAAGCCAAGGGCCAGGCUGGAGGAGCUGGGCCGGGAGGUGAGGGCUGAGGCAGACCACUGCAGGAACAGGACCGAGGGCGUAGCUCUGGACGUUGCCAGCGUGGACAGCCGGGUUACCAGCUUGGAGAACGUGUGCGGUAGGCUGGAGCCCAUCUCCAGCAGCCUGCACAGGAUCAAGGAGGGGCUGAACAAGCAUGUGACCGGCCUGUGGAACUGCAUCAGCCGGAUCAACGGCACAUUGCAAGCCCACACCACGGACAUCAGAGGAUUGAAGAGAACAUACCAGAACCUCCAGGACCACUUCUCAGGCAUCACCCAGGACCUACAUCAUCUGACCACCAGUCCUGAGAACACUGGUGUUCAUGUAGGUGUGGAGGAGUCUGGUAAUCCCACUGAGACCAAGCCUGUCCCUCAGAGCCCUGUCUUACCCGUUGGUCCAAUACCAGACGGGGCCCUACCACAUAUGAUGGAGACUGGGGAGGCAGGAGCCCCCGGAAUCAUCAUGUCUUCCAAACCACCCAAGGGGGCUGACGGCAGUAUGUCCCCCCUCAAGGGCUUCGCUGGAGCCCCAGCCUCCCCACCAUCUACAGGGUCUUUAAAGCCUAAUAUACCAGUGAUUUCUGUUGCCCACAUUCCUCUGAGAUCGUCAUUACACAAACCAUAUUUAACUUUAACAGGUGAGCGGGUGUCCUUCUCGGCUGGGCUCAACCGCUUGCCCUUCCCUGGGGAGGUGGGCAUCAUCCGCUUCAACAAGGUGUUGGUGAAUGAUGGGGGACACUAUGACCCUCACACAGGCAUCUUUAACGUUCCCAUGGAGGGCCACUACCUGCUGAGUGCCGUGCUAACAGCCCAGAGAGGUGCCAGGGUGGAGGCGGUGUUCUCUGUGUCCAACCGCAGCAUCCAGAGGCUGGACACGGCCGGUUACCUGCCUGAUAAUGGUGGUGGAGGUGGGGCUGGCUCCACCAGCUGUGACUGCGGAGGCUCUGCCUCCCUGAGCCUGGUUCUAACUCUGAAGCGUGGGGACAGGGCAGGUUUAGUCCUGACCGCAGGCAAACUUGCCAUCUCAGAGAACACAGAGGUCCUCUCAACAUUUAGCGCCGUGCUUCUCUACCCCACCCCCUCAAAACAAUAGCCGCCAUGUUAUAGACAAAGUUAUCCCCUAAAAAAGAAAACCCCACCAAUGAUAUUGCUUUAUGUAGCUCCACCCUCAAAACAACAUCCAUUCUACUUUAGAUGUAUGCCGUGUUCACGUGCUAGUCGGAACUAGGAAACUCUGAAAUGUGACUUGCUAAUUGGUUGUAGUUCUACACAUGUCGUGUUCAACCAGUUAGCAAGACGGACAUUUUGGAGUUUCCUAGUUCCGACUAGCAUGUGAACGCGGCAGUAGCAUGCCCAACAUAGCAUGCCUUACUGGUAUUUUAGUAAAACAAGUAGAUUAACUCAUGAUAGUACUUUAAAGCAAUCUUAUGACAGAGCUUUCAUACAAAAAGAGAAAUGUGUAUCAAAUAUUUGAUCAUAGGAUCCUUAUGGAGGGGACAGGGCAGGCUACUGCCAUUUAUGGAGUAUUAAAAUUUGGUGAUUGAUUAUAUUUGAAAUGUUACAUGUUUGAAUGUGUGCUUGUGUUGAUGUGUGUGUUCAAUUUGUUUACAUUUGUUGUAGUGUUUAUUUUAAACCUGUGUAAUUGUUUAUAUUUUCUAAAGACUAUUUUAUGAGGACAAUCAAUUACACAGUACCUUACAUACAGUACAGAGAACUGCCUAAAUAAAGGAAACACCAACAUAGUGUCUUAAGAGGGCGUUGGGCCACCCCGAGCCAGAACAGCUUCAAUGUGC
Messenger RNA from Coregonus clupeaformis (lake whitefish), 4084 nucleotides. RefSeq names its product EMILIN-2-like. Bases 118 to 3384 code for a protein of 1088 amino acids. The transcript is spliced from 9 exons. Gene Ontology annotation, molecular function: protein binding. The record is from RefSeq and is a predicted model, not a curated record. Lineage: Eukaryota; Metazoa; Chordata; Actinopteri; Salmoniformes; Salmonidae.